AUGGCGACCAUCGGCGUCGUCGUCCUCCUGCUCCUCCUACUCGCCCCGACACCGUAUCUGGCGGCCGCCGAUUUCUGCGACAACGUCAAGGCCGCCGGCGCCGCGCUCUCCCGAAACGCCUCCUCUUCCCCGGUACAGUUUGCCACGGCCACCAUCGGCCAGGCCCCCGACGUGGUCUACGCGCUGGCGCUCUGCCUCGGCAACGUCCUCGACAGCUCCGCCUGCGGCGCCUGCAUCGCCGACUGGUUCGCCACCGUAAACCAGACGCAGUGCGACAAGGUGGGCUUCAGCUACCGCGACUGCAUCGUCGUGUACGGCGCCGGCGCCGACAUCCUGGCGGCGCCCUCGAACGCCACGGGGGGAUCCGGCGACAACACGCCGCCCUUCCAGGAUUGGAACAUCAGGAACGUCACCGCGGACGACGCCCCCCGCAUCGUCAACCUCACCUUCGAGCUGCUGGCGAAGACCGCGGUGAUGGCGGCCACCACGACGCCCAAGUUGUACGCCACCGGUAUCAUGGACAUGAAAAGAGUGACAACCGACGUGUACUCCCAGGUGCAGUGCACGCCGGACCUGUCCGCCGACGACUGCUCGGCGUGCCUGCGCCGCCUCCUCGGCAUGGUCAACUCCACCAUGGCCCUGCGCAUGGGUGGGCGGAUGGGUGUCACGCGGUGCUUUUUCAGGUACGAGGCGUUUCCUUUGUACGGCGCCCGGCCCAUGCUAAGCCUGCCGUUGUCGCCGCCCGGGCCGGCUCCGACGACUCCGACCAAACGCAGGAGCAUGCUGUGGGUGAUUCCCGUAGCUGUAGUUCCUCUAACGGCAGCAGCGUUUUUCUUCUUCAUCUGUUACCGUCGACGGCUAAAAAGGCAAAGAAAAGGAUCAAGACGUGCUCACAGUUUGGAGUGGCAAGGAAAAAAUUCGGAUUUCUCUUUGUUUGAGUUUGAACAUCUACUAGAGGCCACAAGAAAUUUUUCGGAAGAAAGCAAACUUGGGCAAGGUGGCUUCGGCGCUGUCUACAAGGGCCAGCUUCCAGAUGGGUCGGAGAUAGCGGUUAAGAGACUUGCUUCACAUUCAGGACAGGGUUUCAUGGAGUUUAAAAAUGAGGUCCAGCUCAUAGCCAAACUCCAACACACGAAUUUGGUUAGACUCUUGGGGUGUUGCUCUCAAGAAGAGGAGAAAAUACUGGUCUAUGAAUACUUGCCAAACAAAAGCUUGGAUUUCUUCAUCUUUGAUGAGAAUAAAAGAGCUUUGCUGGACUGGACAAAACUUGCAGCAAUAAUUGAAGGGGUAGCAAAUGGACUUCUCUACUUACAUAAGCAUUCUCGAUUGCUUGUCAUACAUCGAGAUCUUAAACCAAGCAACAUUCUCUUGGACAGUGAAAUGAACCCAAAAAUUUCAGAUUUCGGGCUAGCAAAAAUAUUCAGCUCAAAUGACACCGAAGGAGACAUUACAAGAAGAGUGGUUGGCACAUAUGGCUACAUGGCCCCUGAGUAUGCUUUGAAAGGAAACUUCUCUAUUAAAUCCGACGUCUUCAGCUUUGGUGUUGUCAUUCUUGAGAUCCUAAGCGGGAAACGGAAUUCUGGUACCCAACAAUGUGGAGGUUUCAUCAAUCUGCUUGGAUAUGCAUGGCAAUUAUGGGAAGAGGGAAAGUGGAUUGACCUUGUUGAUGUAUCAUUGGUUUCUGAUAGUCACUCAACAAAGAUAAUGAGGUGCAUUAACAUAGCAUUGUUGUGCGUACAAGAGAAUGCAGUUGAUCGACCAACCAUGGGAGAUAUUGUGUCAAUGCUAAGAAAUGAGACUAUGAUCUUGACUGAGCCUAAGCAGCCAGCAUAUAUCAAUGUAAGAGUAGGAAAUGAAGAGACGUCCAUUGCUCCUGAGUCAUAUAGUAUCAAUGAUGUGAGCAUAUCAAUCACAAGUCCUAGUGAACGCCGAGAAGACCUGACCUUCACUUUCUCUGCAUUUUGCCAUGUUAAAGCAACGAGAAACAGAGGGGCAAUUAGGACAAGCACAUACGGUCAGCAUGGCGGGCGUGCUGCUGCUCGUGCUGCUCGUUCUCAUGCCAGCGUCGGCCACGGCGAUCGGCUCAACGCCACCCUCCCCGGCAACGCCUCCUCCUCCCCGCAGCUCUUCCUCACCGCCACCGCCAACGCAAACACAAAUAACGGGACCGCCGGCAUGGUGCGCGGGCUCGCGCUCUGCCGCCAUGACACCACAAACCUCACCGCGUGCAGGGAGUGCGUCGCCUCCUCGUUCGCGUACGCGCACAAGAUGUGCCCCAACCACACGGCCGCCACCGUCUACUACGACUACGACGAGACCAACGCCUUAAAACCAGGGUGCCUCCUCGGCUUCUCCGGCGACCGCAACUUCCUCAACCCGGCGUCCGGCACCACCGGUAACGGCACCUUCUUCCAGUAUUUCAACGCGGUAAACAUCGCCGGCAACGCCGGCAUCGUCGCUGCGGCCGUCCGCCAGCUCCUCUCCCAGACGGCCCGGGACGCGGCCGCCGCGGCCAGGAGGUUCGCGACAGGGUUCAUGGACGGCGGCACCACGACAACACUCUACGCCCUGGCGCAGUGCACGCCGGACCUGUCCGCCGGGGACUGCCGGGCGUGCCUCCAGCGGCUCGUGGGCUCGAUCAACGCCACCAACUCCGUGCGCCUCGGUGGACGGAUCUUCCGGCUCCGCUGCAACGUCAGGUUCGAGGCCUUCAUGUUCUUCGAGGACAAGAACAUGCGGCGGAUUCCAUCUCCGUCAUCCAUGGCUCCGGCGCCGGCGCCAGCGUCGGCAAGCAAGAGACAUGGAGUCAAACCUUGGGUAAUUGCUUUAUCGGUGGCUGCUUCUGUGGCACUAGUUGCACUCUGUUUCAUCGUCUACUGUCUUCGGCGGCUUAGAAAAAAGAACACAAAAGGUACACAGGGAAAACGUACUCAUGAGUUUCAAGAAGGAGAUGAACAAGUUUGGGAAAUGGAAACAGAGUUGGCCGACUUUUCAGUAUUUGACUUUAAUCAGAUAUUGGAGGCUACCGAUAACUUUUCCGAGGAAAACAAACUUGGCGAAGGUGGAUUUGGCCCUGUUUAUAAGGGUUGCUUUCCUGAUGGAGUGGAGAUAGCAGUUAAGAGACUUGAUUCGGAUUCAGGACAGGGUUUCAUAGAGUUCAAAAAUGAAGUUGAGCUCAUAGCCAAACUGCAACACAGGAAUUUGGUUAGGCUCAUGGGAUGCUGCUCUCAAGGAGAGGAGAAAAUACUGGUCUAUGAAUACUUGCCAAACAAAAGCUUGGACUUCUUUAUCUUUGAUGAAGAUAGAAAAGCUCUAUUGGACUGGGACAAACGUAUUGCAAUAAUUAUAGGAACAGCAAAAGGAUUACUUUACCUACAUAAGCACUCUAGGUUGCGUGUUAUACAUCGUGAUCUUAAACCAAGCAACAUUCUUUUGGAUAGCGAAAUGAAUGCUAAAAUAUCAGAUUUUGGAUUAGCAAAAAUAUUCAGCUCAAAUAACACUGACACAGAUACUACAAGAAAAGUGGUUGGUACAUAUGGCUACAUGGCACCUGAGUAUGCAUCCCACGACAUUUUCUCUAUCAAAUCGGAUGUAUUCAGCUUUGGUGUUUUAACUCUUGAGAUCGUUAGCGGGAAGAGGAAUUCCCAUGAAUGUGGAGCUUUCAUCAACCUCCUAGGACAUGCUUGGCAAUUAUUUGAAGAGGAAAGCUGGAGCGAACUCAUUGAUGCAGCAUUGGUUCCCAACAUUUAUUCAACAGAAAUGAUGAGGUGCAUUAACAUUGCACUGUUGUGUGUACAAGAGAAUGCAGUUGAUCGACCAACCAUGUUGGAUGUAAUUGCAAUGCUAAGCAACAAGACCAUGAUCUUACAAAAGCCUAAGCACCCAGCAUAUUUCAGCUUAAGCACUGCAGGGAACAAAGAAGCACCCACUACUACUCAGUCUUGUAGUGUUAAUGAUGUGACUAUAUCUACGGUGACACCUAGAUAG
Molecule: messenger RNA, 3987 nt
Organism: Triticum turgidum subsp. durum (durum wheat)
Lineage: Eukaryota; Viridiplantae; Streptophyta; Magnoliopsida; Poales; Poaceae
Source: the annotation of a GenBank genome assembly